Messenger RNA from Penicillium vulpinum, 456 nucleotides. RefSeq names its product ribonuclease III domain-containing protein. The transcript is spliced from 2 exons. Bases 1 to 456 code for a protein of 151 amino acids. Gene Ontology annotation, molecular function: ribonuclease III activity. The record is from RefSeq and is a predicted model, not a curated record. Gene Ontology annotation, biological process: RNA processing. NCBI's taxonomy places the organism in Eukaryota, Fungi, Ascomycota, Eurotiomycetes, Eurotiales, Aspergillaceae.
AUGGACUUGCACUACGUACUUCCAACCCCCUCAGACGAGGUACUUGAGGUCUUCGAAAAGAAGAUCAAGUAUCGUUUCAACGAUCGUGCUCGGGCCCGGGAGGCGCUCCAAGCCGCCGCCGGGUUUAACGGAGAUGGUAACAAGGAUCUCGCCCUGAUCGGUGAUGCAAUUCUCCGCUUGGUGAUUGUGAACUAUGGCUAUACUCAGAACUACACGAAGGGAUACAUCUCCAACGUGAUUACCGAGAAGGCUAACAAUGCCUAUCUUGCCAAGCAAGGGUUUGCUCUUGAAAUCAACAACUUCGUCGUAAGAAACAAUUCGCAGCCUACUGUCGGACGCAAGGUCAUGGCAGCCACAAUGGAAGCAAUCGUUGGAGCCGUUUUCCUAGACUGCGAUCAGCAAAUCGCCCCUUGUGUUGAUGUGAUGGCUGCUUUGGGUAUCUUUUCGCCUGAGUGA